This is a messenger RNA of Geodia barretti, 810 nucleotides long. NCBI's taxonomy places the organism in Eukaryota, Metazoa, Porifera, Demospongiae, Tetractinellida, Geodiidae. The record is from the annotation of a GenBank genome assembly.
AUGACCAAUCAGGUUAAGGGCGUCAUAGCAAGCGCAAGAGGCGAGGCCGUCUCAGUCGAGACGAUUAUAGUGCCGGACCCAGGUCCCGGAGAGGCGCUCAUCAAGGUGCAGGCUUGCGGAGUAUGCCAUACUGACCUCCACUACCGCGAAGGCGCAAUCACCGACGAUUUCCCGUUCCUGCUUGGACAUGAAGCGGCAGGCACCGUCGAGAAGGUCGGCGAUGGCGUUACCAAUGUUGAGCCGGGCGACUUCGUCAUUAUCGCGUGGCGCGCCCCGUGCGGCAACUGCCGCUCGUGCCUGCGCGGACGCCCCUGGUACUGCUUUGACAGCCGCAACGCAUCGCAGCCUAUGACGCUGGCAGACGGCAGCCCGCUCUCGCCUGCGCUGGGCAUCGGCGCAUUCGCAGAGCUGACGCUGGUCGCCGCGGGACAGGCGGUCAAGGUCAACCCAGAGGCAUCAGCGGCGGCGGCAGGGCUUGUGGGCUGCGGGAUAAUGGCCGGGCUUGGGGCGGCGGUGAAUACGGGUGGCGUGUCGAGGGGCGAUUCGGUUGCGGUGUUCGGUGCGGCGGCGUCGGUGAUGCUGCAAUCGCAGGAGCGCGGCUCGCUGGCGCGCACACGAUCAUCGGUGUGGACAUCGACGACCGCUAAGCUGGAAUGGGCGAAAGAUUUCGGCGCGACUCACACGAUUAACGCAUCACAGACCGACCCGGUUGAGGCUAUUCGUGGGCUGACCGGCGGCAACUGGGGUCGAUGUCGCUAUCGAGGCAGUGGGCAAUCCCGUCACCUACGAGCAGGCUUUCUACGCCCGUGA